UUGCCACUAUCUCCCCGCGACCCAGUGCAGUGCCUCAUGGGGGAGGUGCCCGGUAAAUAUGGCCCAUGAGAUGAGGCUGCUGGAAGGCCCAGGGCCUCACACUGCAGCCCAGAGCCCUGUAUUUGCUUCCUGUGGCUGUGGCAACAAGAUGCCACCAGCUCCGUGCCCUUCCAGUUCUGGAGGUCAGAAUUCCAACAUGGUUUCCACCGGGCUGCAGUUACGGUGUUAUUAGCAGGGCUGCAUUCUUCUGGGAGGCUAGCACAGAAGAAUGCAUUGCUUUCCUCUUUCCGGCCUCUAGAAGCCGCCUGCCCUCCUUGGCCCGUGGCCUCGUCCUCCAUCUUCAAAGCCAGCAAUGUAGCAUCUUGAGAUCUCCAUCUCUCUGAUUCUGUGUCCACCUCACAUCUCCUUCACUCACUCUGAUCCUCCUGCCUCCCUCUGUAAGUAUCCCGGUGACUAUGUCGGCCCAGCUGGAUGAUCCCAGAGCCUCUUCCCAUCUCCCAACCCUCAGCUGGAUCACACCUGCAAAGUCCCUUGUGACAGCCUCUGCUCCUUCCAGGCGUCCUAUCUAAUCUCUCGGAGAGGAAAUACCGGCUCUGCAUGCUCCCAGCAUCCUCCAGUUCCAGAUCUGCAGCUUCUGGGCGCCUUUGUUUCUGCCUUCGUGCCCCCACUGGGCACCAGUGGAGGGAAGGGGACAGGCAGGCAGCAGAAACCAGGCUGCCACCCCGACGUAUGGCAGUGCCGACCCGGCCCCCCGUCCUCCCAGCUGGCUCCUCACCCACACCUCUGAGAGGUGUGAUUGCUAACCCACCCUCAGGACGACACUCGGGUGCAAAGGUGGAGCCCCUUGCCCAGGCCACUCAGCAAGUGCGCAGAAGACGCAGGAGUUGAACCGGGUCUGUGUAACGCCAAGGCCCGGGGGCUCACUGCCUGUGGCUCCUCGCUGUCCCGUGCAGACCUGAAGAUCUGCAGAGGGCUAGGAGCCCUCUCCUAGACACCCCCCGCACUUUACCUGUGACUUCAGGGGUACCCAGUCUCGAGGUAGGAAUGCCUGUGCCGUCCAUGCACUGUCCCUGGAGAGCGUACCAGGGGCUGGGCCCCACCUCGCCACACUGUACUGGUCCCCCAAGCACAUCUGGUUCCAGCCAGCAGCCCUCGUCCCCCAAGCAUCCCGGCUGGACUCACUGACCCCUUCUGGAGACAUAGGACUCUGCCAGCACCUCCUGUGUGCAGUUAUCUGGGUUGAACGUGUUCCAGAGCCUUGGAAUAUAACCUUAUUUGGAAGCUGGGUCUUUACUGAUGUCAUUGGUCAAGAAGUGACGGAGAAGACGGCCCUGUGAAGAUGGCAGCAGAGAUAGCCAAGGAACGUCGGGCCUGCCGACCACCCAGAGGAGACCCUUCCCUCACGUCCCUGGAGGGAGCGGGGCCCUGCUGCACCUUGAUGUUGGACAUCUGGCCUCCAUCAUGAUGCCCGAGGCAGACGCCACGCAGCUGUCCCCCAAGGACCCCAGCAUGCCAGCCAGCAGAGAGGCCCCGCAAGACGGCCGGCCGGACCUGAGCUUGGGGACCACCCCGGACAACUUGGGGACUAGGUUCUUAAGCAGACUGCCACCAGGUGGGCCCAGGUGUGUUUGCAAACUUAGUUUGAACGUGCGGCACCGGCAAGACGCGAGGCCAAAUGUGAGACGCAGCUCCCUGACCGAUGGCCACACUCUCGACCUCUCAUCCCCAGAGAAGGCAGAGGAUGCUCGGCCGAACUCUCCAGAAGAGGCUCUGUGGACCACUCGGGUUGAUGGGCGGGUCCGCCUGCGCCUGGACCCCAGCUGCCCAGAGCAGCCCCCAUACACCGUGCACCGCAUGUUCUACGAGGCCCUGGACAAGUACGGGCACCUCCACGCUCUGGGCUUCAAGCGCCAGGGCUCGUGGGAGCACAUCACCUACUCCCAGUACUACCUGCUGGCCCGAAAGGCCGCCAAGGGCUUCCUGAAGCUCGGCCUGGAGCGGACACACAGCGUGGCCAUCCUCGGCUUCAACUCCCCGGAGUGGUUCUUCUCGGCAGUGGGUGCAGUGUUUGCAGGGGGCAUCGUCACUGGUAUCUACACCACCAGCUCCCCUGAGACCUGCCAGUACAUCGCCCAUGACUGCCGUGCCAGCAUCAUUGUGGUGGACACGCAGAAGCAGCUGGAAAAGAUCCUGAAGAUCUGGGGAAACCUGCCCUAUCUGAAGGCAGUAGUGAUGUACCGAGAAGCUCCGGCGGGGGAGGUGGCCAAUGUGCACACGAUGGAAGAACUCAUGCGGCUGGGAGACCAGGUGCCCGAGGAGGACCUGGACGCUGUCGUCAGUGCCCAGCAGCCCAACCAGUGCUGUGUGCUGGUCUACACGUCCGGCACCACCGGCAGCCCCAAGGGCGUGAUGUUGAGUCAGGACAACAUCACGUGGAUAGCGAGGUACGGCAGCCAGGCCGGCGGCAUCCAGCCCGCCGAGGUCCAGCAGGAGGUGGUGGUCAGCUACCUGCCCCUCAGCCACAUCGCCGCCCAGAUCUACGACCUGUGGACGGGCAUCCAGUGGGGGGCCCAGGUCUGCUUUGCCGAACCUGAUGCCCUGAAGGGGAGCCUGGUGCACACGCUGCGGGAGGUGGAGCCCACAUCCCACAUGGGGGUGCCUCGGGUGUGGGAGAAGAUCAUGGAACGCAUCCAGGAGGUGGUGGCUCAGUCCGGCUUCAUCCGGCGCAAGAUGCUGCUGUGGGCCAUGUCGGUGAUGUUGGAGCACAACCUCACCUGCCCGAGCAGUGACCUGAAGCCCUUCACUACCAGACUGGCAGAUUACCUGGUGCUGGCCAAGGUCCGCCAGGCCCUGGGCUUAGCCAGGUGUCAGAAGAACUUCUAUGGAGCAGCCCCCAUGACCGCAGAGACACAGCGCUUCUUCCUGGGCCUCAACAUCCGCUUAUUCUCGGGCUAUGGCCUCAGCGAGACCUCGGGCCCCCACUUCAUGUCCAGCCCCUGCAACUACCGGCUGCACAGCUCUGGCAAGGUGGUGCCUGGCUGCCGGGCGAAACUGGUGAACCAGGAUGCGGAGGGCAUUGGCGAGGUCUGCAUGUGGGGCCGCACCGUCUUCAUGGGCUACCUGAACAUGGAGGACAAGACGCGCGAGGCCAUCGAUGCCGACGGCUGGCUGCACAGUGGGGACCUCGGCCGCCUGGACAGUGACGGCUUCCUCUACAUCACAGGGCGUCUCAAAGAGCUCAUCAUCACCUCCGGCGGGGAGAACGUGCCCCCACUGCCCAUCGAGGAGGCUGUGAAGACGGAGCUGCCGAUCGUCAGCAACGCCAUGCUGAUCGGGGACCAGAGGAAGUUCCUGUCCAUGCUGCUGACGUUGAAGUGCACCCUGGACCCGGACACCUCUGACCCGACCGACAACCUGACGGAGCAGGCUGUGGAGUUCUGCCGGCGGGUGGGCAGCAGAGCCAGCACGGUGUCCGAGAUCGUGGGCGGGAAGGAUGAGUCUGUGUACCAGGCCAUCGAAGAGGGCAUCCAGAGGGUGAACAGGAACGCGGCCGCCCGGCCCUACCACAUCCAGAAGUGGGCCAUUCUCGAGAGGGACUUUUCCAUUUCGGGCGGAGAGUUGGGUCCCACGAUGAAACUGAAACGGCCCACAGUUCUGGAGAAGUACAAAGACAUCAUCGAGUCCUUUUACCUAGAGCACAAACAGUGACGAGGGCCUCCUCCUUUCUCCCGAGGCCGACGGCCUCCCAGAGCGGGGGGGAGGGGAGGGGGGCUGCUGGCAGGUCUGGCGGGUCAGGCUUGGCCCCGGCACCUGUGUCUGCCAGGCCUCCUGCCAACAGCCACCAACAACUCUGAGCAGCUUAGUUUGAAGCAUUGCUUUUGUCCAGGUGACAGGAGACCAGCUCUCCUUCCAGAACCAAAGGGCUGACACUUCUGGCCUUAGCUGCAGGUGGAUUUCAUGGGCUGCUAGCUCACUGGGCUGGGCAGCCGCGGCAGGCGGUCCCCGGGGCAGGGAGGGGAAGCUGGCUCUUGUUACCGUGUGCCACAGGGGAAGCGCCAGCUGUAACUCACUCACUCUGGAAUCCGCUGGACUCUGUGACCUGUCACUCACUCCCAGGCGGCCCUGCAGGCCUCGCCCACUCACUCGAUGUAGCACAGCUGCUGCCCCUUUGCAUUUACUGUGUGGUUUGGAUAUUAAACUUUUUAACAGCA
Messenger RNA from Molossus molossus (Pallas's mastiff bat), 4211 nucleotides. RefSeq names its product acyl-CoA synthetase bubblegum family member 1 (gene ACSBG1). NCBI's taxonomy places the organism in Eukaryota, Metazoa, Chordata, Mammalia, Chiroptera, Molossidae. Gene Ontology annotation, cellular component: membrane; endoplasmic reticulum. The coding region runs from base 1462 to 3708 and encodes 748 amino acids. The transcript has 17 exons. Gene Ontology annotation, molecular function: long-chain fatty acid-CoA ligase activity. The record is from RefSeq and is a predicted model, not a curated record.